AGCGUUACAAAGCGCCUCGCCGCAGAUUCCAGUGUGGAUGGAGGAGAGAGAAGGUGGGAGACAACCCGAAGACAACAUCAGUAUAUGUAGCUUCUUUUUAGAGCCUCUCUAAGGCGACACCACCACACCGAUCUGUACCCUCCUCCCUCCUCUCCACUUGUAUAUAAACCCCCCUCACCGCUGCUCUACUCUUCGCACCGCUCGCUCCACCUCUUCAUUCCUUCGUCUCAGGUGGUGGCUGAGAUGGCGGACGUGGACGCGAGGAAAGUGUGUGGCGUGCCGGAGAGGGUGCAGCUGCACGUGGCCAUGCUGGCCCUGCAGUUUGGCUACGCCGGCUUCCAUGUCGUCUCCCGGGCGGCCCUUAAUAUGGGGAUCAGUAAGGUGGUCUUCCCCGUCUACCGCAACAUCAUCGCCUUGAUCCUCCUCGUCCCGUUUGCCUACUUCCUGGAAAAGAAGGACAGGCCGGCUAUGACGCUCUCCUUCACCGUCCAGUUCUUCCUCCUAGCUUUGUGUGGUAUUACCGCGAACCAGGGUUUCUAUCUACUCGGCCUCGAGUACACCUCACCGACCUUCGCCUCCGCCAUCCAGAACUCUGUCCCGGCCAUCACCUUCCUCAUGGCCGCCGUUCUCAGGAUAGAGAAGGUGCGGAUCGACCGACGCGACGGGAUCGCGAAGCUGGUGGGAACCCUGGCCUGCGUCGGCGGCGCCACCGUCAUCACCUUGUACAAAGGCCCGACCAUCUUCGGCCCCUCGCGCGCUCUCAACGGAGCAGACCAGUUCAUGGCGCCAACCAUGGGCAAGGACUGGACGCUGGGCUGCUUGUACCUCAUCGGCCACUGCCUCUCCUGGUCGGGCUGGCUCGUGCUCCAGGCGCCGUUGCUGAAGAAGUACCCGGCCCGGCUGUCCGUCACCUCCUACACAUGCUUCUUCGGGGUGAUCCAGUUCUUGGUCAUCGCCGCCUUCAUCGAGCGGGAUGCCGAGGCCUGGAAGUUCCACUCCGGCGGCGAGUUCUUCACCAUUCUGUACGCGGGAUUUGUGGCGUCCGGCAUCGCCUUCGCGGUGCAAAUCUGGUGCAUCGACAGGGGCGGCCCCGUGUUCGUGGCCGUCUACCAGCCGGUCCAGACUCUGGUCGUCGCCAUCAUGGCCGCCAUCGCCUUGGGCGAGGAGUUCUACCUCGGCGGCAUAAUUGGAGCCAUCUUCAUCAUAGCUGGGCUCUAUCUGGUGCUAUGGGGGAAGAGUGAAGAAAGAGGCUUUGCUGCCAUGGAAGCGGCCAUCGCUGCCUCCUCCAACCCCGAGCACGAUGCUGUCAGAGCUGCUGCUUCCUUCAAGGCUUCCUCUCUGAAGCAGCCACUCCUGCCAUCAACAACCUCAGAGAGUGUCUGAUGAGGAGCUCCUUUGUGCUACCAUGAAAGAGCAGCAGCCUUACAUUAUGCUCACUCGAAUCCUUUGAGCUUUCGCUUAGGGGAAAACUGCUGCUGUAAGAAGAAAAGGGAAGAAGAGACAUGCUUAGUGUUGCUAUUCUGCUGAGAUUUAGUUUGAGGUUUGCCUUA
Molecule: messenger RNA, 1550 nt
Organism: Musa acuminata AAA Group (dessert banana)
Lineage: Eukaryota; Viridiplantae; Streptophyta; Magnoliopsida; Zingiberales; Musaceae
Product: protein WALLS ARE THIN 1-like
Exons: 6
Coding region: 244-1383 (379 amino acids)
Cellular component (GO): plasma membrane
Molecular function (GO): transmembrane transporter activity
Source: RefSeq, a predicted model, not a curated record